Molecule: messenger RNA, 1617 nt
Organism: Brassica napus (rape)
Lineage: Eukaryota; Viridiplantae; Streptophyta; Magnoliopsida; Brassicales; Brassicaceae
Product: squamosa promoter-binding protein-like 15
Exons: 3
Coding region: 478-1374 (298 amino acids)
Cellular component (GO): nucleus
Molecular function (GO): DNA binding
Source: RefSeq, a predicted model, not a curated record
AUCAUUAGGGUAAUAUUCCUAGUUUUAAGAAAACUACAGUAUAUAUCUUAUUUUAUAUAAAAAAGUGAAAAUAUACUAUUAAUUUAUUUAGUUAUAGAAUAAAUAGCUAGAGUUUACAUGAGAGUUUAUGUUCCCUGGUCUCAUUUAAGGAUAUCAUUGUGUACGUUAAAGAAAAGAAAUAUUCUCUAAUCUCUUUUGUGUUUUAUAUAAAUGUUCAUUACAACAUAACCUCAACGCUAUAAUCAGUAGCUGUCGUGGCCUAGUAACAAUCACUCUUGAUUGUCUCUUCUUUUGUCAGCUUCUCUCCUCUCUCUCCUCAUUUAAAAGAGCAACAAACAACUAAAAUUAGCAAAACCACAUUUUCUUUCACUUCUUCCCCUUCGCCCUUUCUAUUUCUAGGCUCAGCACUUACAGAAAGAGAGAUGAGCAGAAGCAUUUCUUUCUCUGCUGAGUAAAAGAAAACAAGAACCAUUACUCAUGGAGUUACUAAUGGGUUCGGGUCAGAACCGGACUGAGACAGUUGGUUCCUCCUCCAGAGAGUCUUCUUCACUUAGUGGUGGACUCAGGAUUGGUCAGAAGAUCUACUUCGAGGAUGGAUCCGGAUCCGGCAAGGACCGGGCUAACAAGUACCGUAAGACUACUACAGGAGCUAGGUGCCAAGUGGAAGGUUGUAAAAUGGAUCUAAGCAAUGCAAAAACAUAUUACUCAAGACACAAAGUUUGUGGCAUUCACUCUAAAUCAUCUAAAGUCACUGUCUCUGGGCUUCAUCAAAGGUUUUGCCAACAAUGUAGCAGGUUUCACCAGCUUUGUGAGUUUGACUUAGAGAAAAGAAGUUGUAGAAGACGACUUGCUUGCCACAACGAAAGAAGAAGAAAGCCUCAAGCAACAAGAGCCACUCUGUUCACUUCUGGAAGCGUUUUGGGAGAUCCAUCAUGGGAUAGGAGUGUUUUCUCACAGGGAAGUUCAAGAUUUAGUAUAACAUACCCAGAGAUGGUGAACAAUAGUAGCACAGACUCAAGCUGUGCUCUCUCUCUUCUGUCAAACUCAAACACAACUCAGCAGCAGCAACAACAACUUCAGACAUCAACCAAUGCUUACUUGAUGGACGCAGAAAGGGUUAAAAUGGCUCAGUCACCGCCUGUCUCAGUACAUAAUCAGUACUCGAACCAAACCUGGGAGUUCAUGUCAGGCGAAAAGAGCAAUUCGCCUUGUGUGUCCUCCCCUGCUUUGAGACUGAACCAAAUCUCUGAGCCAGAUGAUGAGCUCCAGUUCCUGACGAGCAAUGGCGCCACAAUGGGUGGAUUCGAGUUGAACCUACAGCAGCAGGUUCUGAGGCAGUACUCUUCUACUCAACAUUUUACUUGGCCUCUUUGAGACUUUCUACCAAGAGCCCUUACCAGUAGAAGGUUGCUAGUUGCUACUAAGAGUUUAUAGUCUCAAGAUUUUAUUAAAUUAAAUAUUUUUCUAUGCUACUGCUACUUAAAACCAGACAAUGAUGCCAGAUAAUGGCCUUUGAAUCUGGAUAUUAUUUAAAUGGUUUUGGCUCUUGAUUUUAAGCCAUUUGUUUUUAGUACUGAUGCUAUAUUAGUAUAAACGCAGAUUAAAACAUCAUCAUCA